AUGGACCCUGAGAACACAGCAUCUGUCACCACUUCUGUAAGUACAAACAAAGACAAUAAUGACCAGACUUCUACUAAAGUACUAAGUGGCUCUGAAAAUCAAGAUUUUAAAAAUACUCAUACAAGCACACAAUUGGUAUCUCAAUCUCAAUCAACACAAACUGAGCAAGUAAUGCAAUUGCAAACACUACAACAGACACAACAAAGCCAACAAAUUCCACGAACAGCAAUAACACAGAAUCCAAAUCAAAUACAAAAGAAAACAUCUGGAUCUAAUACUGCAUAUGAAACCUCUCCUUAUAAUUCAAAUAGAAUAAAUAGUGUAUCACUUUCUACAAAUACAUUAAAUAACUCCCUUGAAUCAAAAAUCAUCACUUCUAAUGAACCAUGUAUAUUAGAAGAAGGCACUGUUUAUACAACUACAAAUCCUAUUUAUACAAAUGCAUCAUCCUAUCCAUUCCCAAUUUCAUGCCACUUGUCUACUUAUUCAACAGAUGUAUAUAUCCAAAGGUGUCCAUCUAUGCCUAGAGAUUUAUGUUGUACUCCAAUUACUUCUGGAUUAAUUAUAAAUAAGAUUAAUCCUUAUGACGCAAUGGCUUUUUUUUAUUCAGCAUUAAUAUUGAAACAUAUUUUUAGACGUAUUUUUAAGAUCCCUAUUCAAGGAGAAAAUAAUAAUCUUCAAUCAAAAAGAAAAAACUUAAGGAUGCAAAGAUUAGAAUCACCAAAUGCACAAUCUUCAUAUUGUGAAGAAUCUGAAUCACCAAAAACUGAAGCUUUAACAUUUAAUGAUUAUAAAUUAUCAGGACAAAUUUUAAAUAAUAGGGAAUCUCUAUCACAAGGAACAUCAUAUUCAAGACAUGAGGAACUUGAAUCAAUAUACAAAUCAAACUUAGAACAUCAAAAAGCUCAAUCAUCACAAGAAGAAGUCUUAGGGAAUCGAGAAUCUGAAUCAUCAGAGGAAAAAACCUUAAAACGUCAAAAUGACGAAUCAUUAGAAAACGAAAAUAUUAGGCGUCAAAGAACUUAUUGA
This is a messenger RNA of Plasmodium relictum, 1029 nucleotides long. RefSeq lists its product as hypothetical. NCBI's taxonomy places the organism in Eukaryota, Apicomplexa, Aconoidasida, Haemosporida, Plasmodiidae. The record is from RefSeq and is a predicted model, not a curated record. The transcript has 2 exons. Bases 1 to 1029 code for a protein of 342 amino acids.